Molecule: messenger RNA, 4269 nt
Organism: Brienomyrus brachyistius
Lineage: Eukaryota; Metazoa; Chordata; Actinopteri; Osteoglossiformes; Mormyridae
Gene: dstyk
Product: dual serine/threonine and tyrosine protein kinase
Exons: 14
Coding region: 1099-3858 (919 amino acids)
Biological process (GO): protein phosphorylation
Molecular function (GO): ATP binding; protein kinase activity
Source: RefSeq, a predicted model, not a curated record
UCAUUGCCACCUAUCAGAUAUCCUUCGCCCAGGCGUACGCUGAGGAUUGUUUGUUUCAGUGUGAUGGGCGGGUUUCUCUCUUAAUGUCAUGUCCAUCCACCGCGGCAUUUGCGGGAGAACUACUGCAGCUCUGAGGGACCUUCUGCGGCGACCUGGUCCGUGAAAUGCGGCUGCGCGGGCGGGAAGUUGGGGGAACUGCACGGCGCGCGGCUUAAGGGGAGCGGAGCCGCCUCGAGAAGCCGUCUGGCGAAGCCUCGUCGCCCGCCGGCUUUCGGGAUACUUUCGGCGAGCUGGAUGUCUGUUGGCAGAGCUAUGCGGCUUGCUAGGUAGCUGGACGGCUAGCUAAUUAGCUAGCUAGUGUGUUUGUAUAUAUAUAUUUAUGCUUUUUUUUCUUUCAUUCAAAGUCAAAUUAACGUUCUUGCCGAGGAAAGGCGCCGCAUCCCGGCUUAGUCGCGCUAACCAGAGCAGCCCGACUCCGCGUGUAGCAGCUAGUUAGCCGCCGCUCCGUUUACGCAGCGAGUCGCUGCCUUUCCCCGGUCCGACGGCGGACGGUGCGUCCUGGGGGGGAUGCUUUUAGGCAUGUUUGUUGGGUGACUCUCACUGUUUCGGAUGGUUUUUCUUUAAAGCGCCGACUUACUUUCUUCCCCUCCUUGUUUUUGUCGGUCUUCACGUUUGGUGCGCAGGAUGUUUACAGUGGAUGCUGAGAUCCGUACGGGGGCCGCGUAACCAGGGCCCCGGCGUCGCUUUGGGCUCUGGUACUGGUGGCAGUUGACGCUAACUGGGGUGCCCGACAGUUAUCGUCUCUUCUUUUCCUUAUCUCUCCACAGUGAGAGUCUAAGCUGACAUUAUUUGCACGGUGUCCGGCAACGUGCGGGGCGGGUGGACUUUACUAUGCUGUCAGCUGGCUAACGGUAAACGCAGAAGCGCUCUUUCUUGCACUUGGAGGCGGCCGGACACCUUUAUCGCCCAUAAAUAAAGCUGCAAUUUGGGCCGGACUCGUGUCGAAAGGCUACUAGCUAACGGGUAUAACGUGUCACGCCGUAGUGGGUGUGUGUGUGUGUGUGUGUGUGUUAGAGGCAGGGCGUCCGCGGCUCGGGCAUGGAGGGUGGGGGUAAUCCACAGAGAGCCAGCCCUCUAACGAGAGAACUGACCCGGACCUUUAGUGUGUAUAACAAGCACUCGGUGCUGCUGAAAAAGAACCUGAAAGAGACAGACUCAUUUUUCCGAGAGAUCCGGCAGAACUACAGCAAUGCCUGCGCGGCGUCUGCCGCCGGCUCCGAGAUGCUGGAGGUGGAAGCAGGUCAGCUGAGCUGCAUUUCCUUCCCCCGCCAUGAGGAGGAGUACCUGCAAUCCAGCGUGGGCAGCACGCCCCUUAUCGUCGUACUGGGGCAGGACUGCGCCUCCCGUUAUCAGCUGCUCAACACCCUCCUGGGGGAGCGACUUCUGCCGGCGGGGCCGGGGGACGGCAGCGUUCCCUGCGGGGAGGGAGGCGCCUGCAAACAUCGCAAGCUGCGCUUCACGCAUGGCCGCCAGACACGCCUCAGUCUGGCGCUGCCCGGCCAGUAUGAGCUGGUGCACCAGCUGGCAGCGCACCGUGGCCGCUGGGACACAGUGCCCCGGGAGGACCUGGAGAUCCAGGAAGAGUGUGAGGACCCUGCCCAGCGCCUGGCCGAGCUGGAGAUCACGCUGCAUCACGGCCUGCUGCAGGAGUGUAAGAUCCUGGUGGUGCCGUGCCCCACGGUGCAGCCCAUCGAGGACGCCCUGGAGGACUGUCAGCGCGACGUGGUUCCCAUUCUCCUCUAUGCUGUCAGCCAGGAGCUGCUCUCGGCUGGGCAUAUCGCAGAGCUGAAUGCUAUACGGCAGGCGCUCUCCUUCCCCGUCUGCUUCGUCCGCGUGCCGGCUGAGCCCGGUGAGCCGGCCACAGAGCGCAGUGAGCGGGAGCGCAGCCCCCUGCACCGGCAGCUGCUCUCCAUGGGCUUCAUCAGCUCCCCAGCAGGGAACUGCUCCUGCGGCGCCCCCUCCCAGGGUCCGCACCUCUCGGCCAGGCCCCAGAGCGCCCUGGGCGAGUCCUUCGAGCGGCUGCACCGCCUCCUGGUGCCUUUCGCCCGGCAGGUGCUGCAGUACCAGCAAGUGGAGGCCACCAGCAUCCUGAACGCAUUACACUGUCGCUGCCUGGACCUCUUCAUCAACCAGGCUUUUGACAUGCAGCGAGACCUUCAAAUCACGCCCCGCCGCCUGGAGUAUACGCGUGAGAAGGAGGGAGAGCUCUACUCCUCCCUCAUGGCCAUCGCCAACCGCAAGCAGGAGGAGAUGAAGGAGAUGAUCGUGGAGACGCUGAGCAGCAUGAAGGAACAGCUGCUGGAGGAUGCCGCCAACCUGGAAUUCACAGAUAUCAUUGUGACACCCAAUGGUGAGCCAGUCACCUCCCGGGAUAUCAAAUCCUGCAUCCAGCAGAUCCAGGAACUGAUUGUGGUGCGGCUGAACCAGGCAGUGGCUAACAAGCUCAUCAGCUCGGUGGACUACCUCCGCGAGAGCUUCGUGGGGACCCUGGAGCGCUGCCUCAGCAGCUUGGAGUCCAACCUGGACUCCUCUGUGCACAACAUCACCUCCAAUCAUCUCAAGCAGAUCCUCAACGCCGCCUACCAUGUUGAGGUUACCUUCCAUUCGGGCUCGUCGGUCACGCGGUUGGUGUGGGAGCAGAUUAAACAGAUCCUCCAGAGGCUGACGUGGGUGAACCCACCGGCCAUUACGCCCGACUGGAAGAGGAAAGUGGCCCAGGAUGCCAUCGAGAGCCUGAGCGCCGCCAAACUGGCCAAGAGCAUCUGCUCCCAAUUCCGUACACGGCUCAACAGCUCCCACGAGGCCUUCGCUGCCUCCCUGCGGCAGCUGGAGGAGGGCCACACAGGGCGCCUGGAGCGAACGGAGGACCUGUGGCUGCGCGUGCGGAAGGACCACGCCCCCCGCCUGGCCCGCCUCUCCCUGGAGAGCCGCUCGCUGUGGGAUGCACUACUGCACGGCAAGCCGAAGCUGGGCCGGGAGCUGGGUCGCGGCCAGUACGGCGUGGUCUACCUCUGUGACAGCUGGGGGGGCCACUAUCCCUGUGCCCUCAAGUCCGUCGUGCCUCCGGACGACAAGCACUGGAACGACCUAGCGUUGGAAUUCCACUACACCCGGUCCCUGCCGAAGCACGAGCGGCUAGUGGACCUGCACGGCUCCAUCAUCGACCACUCGUACGGAGGUGGAUCCAGCAUCGCCGUGCUGCUCAUCAUGGAGCGGCUCCAGCGGGACCUCUACACGGGGCUCAAGGCCGGGCUCUCCUUACGCGAACGGCUGCAGAUCGCCCUGGACGUCGUGGAGGGGAUCCGCUUCUUGCACAGUCAGGGCCUCCUACACCGUGACAUCAAACUGAAGAAUGUUCUGCUGGACAAACAGAACCGUGCCAAGAUCACCGACCUGGGUUUCUGCAAGCCAGAGGCCAUGAUGUCUGGCAGUAUUGUGGGGACUCCUAUUCACAUGGCGCCAGAGCUGUUCACAGGAAAGUAUGACAAUUCUGUAGACGUUUAUGCCUUCGGGAUCUUGUUCUGGUACCUGUGCACUGGCUCCGUCAAGCUGCCCGAAGCCUUCGAGAAGUGUUCAAGCAAGGAUCAGCUCUGGAACAACGUGAAGAAAGGUGCCAGGCCAGAGCGCUUGGCAACCUUCGACGAGGAGUGCUGGCAGCUGAUGGAGGCCUGUUGGAACGGGGACGCCUCCCAGCGGCCCCUACUGGGCAUCGUGCAGCCCAGUCUGCAAAGCAUCAUGGUCCGUAUGUGCCCCUCAAAGUCUGACGAGAAGAGCGCGGGCCUCGAUGACUCCACCUGAACCUAAACGGGGCUGAACUCUCCAGAAAGGCCCAUAGAAAGGAAACAGUUACAGAAAAGAAUCGGCCUGGAAAGGCAAGGAUGGGACUGAGGAAGCGUAACGUUCUUUUAUGAGAGUUAUAUACACUAUUUAAGAGGACCUAAGAGGUGGAAAAACCCACGACAUGCACACCAAUCUGUGCUUAUAUAUAUAUAUAGAUAUGUAUUGCGUAUUUAUAUAUAAUUCAAGCAUACACUAUGCUUCUAUUUUAGCAUGCAUGCUAAUGUUUGCGUUUCAUAGGAUUUGUUACUAGACAUAAAACAUUGUUUUACAAAUAGUAAAAUUUCAAGUAUUAGGAAAAGACAUUAAUUUUGUUGGUAUUUAAAAGCUAUGUUAUAAAUGAAUUUUUUAAUAAAAAGACUUUGACAAACA